Sinocyclocheilus grahami is the source of this 1367-nucleotide messenger RNA. RefSeq names its product purinergic receptor P2X, ligand-gated ion channel, 8 (gene p2rx8). The record is from RefSeq and is a predicted model, not a curated record. The transcript has 14 exons. NCBI's taxonomy places the organism in Eukaryota, Metazoa, Chordata, Actinopteri, Cypriniformes, Cyprinidae. Gene Ontology annotation, cellular component: plasma membrane. Bases 1 to 1350 code for a protein of 449 amino acids. Gene Ontology annotation, molecular function: extracellularly ATP-gated monoatomic cation channel activity; purinergic nucleotide receptor activity. Gene Ontology annotation, biological process: calcium ion transmembrane transport; response to ATP.
AUGGCUUGGCAGAACAAACAAAAUCGAUUACUGCAUCUCUUUGAAUAUACAACAGUCAGAUAUGUGGGCACGCAAAAUAAGAAAAUCGGACUUCUGUACAGAAUAUUUCAACUCACUAUCGUGGGAUAUCUCAUUGGAUGGGUAUUUUUGAAAAACAAAGGAUACCAGGUAAAAGAUGAUACUCUCGAGAGUUCUGUGGUAACUAAAGUUAAAGGAAUUGCACGUGUCAACACAACAGAUUCAAAUUUGUGGGGACCAGAGGACUAUGUUUUCCCCAACCAGGGUGAGACUUUUCUUUCUAUAGCAACCAAUUUCAUCGAGACACCAAACCAAAAAUUAGGCAACUGUUCAGAGAACCCAAAAGUACCGAAUAACACAUGCUCUAAGGAUGAAGAUUGCACAGUGGGAGAGGCUGUUAGGGCUGGAAACGGAAUUAAAACUGGCAUUUGUUUGGAAACACACAAUGGCACUUGUGAAAUAUAUGGCUGGUGUCCCACUGAAAUACACAGGGAUCCACACCCAGCCACCAUUGUGAGAGAAGCUGAAAACUUCACUUUGUACAUAAGAAACUUCAUCAGAUUUUCCCAGUUCAACUUCUCAACAUCAAAUGUUCCGAAGGAAAACAGAUCAUUGUAUUUAAAAAACUGCUUGUAUGAUGAAACUGUUUUCCCGUACUGCCCUAUAUUUCGCCUGGGAGAUAUUGUGAACAAAACUGGAAAUAAGUUUGAAGAAAUGGCUCUAAAGGGUGGUUCAAUUGGGGUUCUGAUUGAGUGGCUCUGUGACCUUGAUGUAGACUCAGAAUGUCGUCCUCACUACAGCUUUGUACGUCUGGGCAAAUUGUCAGAAAAAAUCGGAUUUGACUUCAGUCGAGCUGUCGAUGGGUAUUUCAUCAUUGUUGCUGAUGACACCUACCACAGUUGUGUCAUCAGCAAACUUGAUGAUGUGGUUGGAGCUGAACUUGGCAGUGCAGUCGUGGGUCAGCAGUGUGAAGAGCAGCGGGCUGAGCACACAGCCCUGUGGAGCACCUGUGCUCGGUGUGGUAGUGCUGGAGGUGGAUUUGCUCGCUAUUUCACUACUGCAGGACAGAAGCAAAGAACAUUUUACAGAGUUUUUGGAAUUCAUUUGGAAAUCAUGGUGUUUGGAAUGGCAAGAAAAUUUUGUAUUAUUCCUACGAUUGUCAACAUAGCCUCUGCUCUGACUUUAAUGGGUGCUGGUUCUUACAUCUGUGACGUUAUGCUACUGUACGUGAUGAAGAAGAGGAGUGUUAACACAGAGUCAAAGCUUGAGAGAAUGACAACGUAUGUAACAGAAGCAUGUUUGCUAGAAAUGCUACUGUGCUGUGUACUUUGAUUUAAGAACAAAUAUAA